Molecule: messenger RNA, 10743 nt
Organism: Trachemys scripta elegans
Lineage: Eukaryota; Metazoa; Chordata; Testudines; Emydidae
Gene: WNK3
Product: WNK lysine deficient protein kinase 3
Exons: 27
Coding region: 467-6850 (2127 amino acids)
Biological process (GO): monoatomic ion homeostasis; positive regulation of potassium ion import across plasma membrane; negative regulation of sodium ion transport
Cellular component (GO): cytoplasm; cytosol
Molecular function (GO): protein serine/threonine kinase activity; chloride channel inhibitor activity; ATP binding
Source: RefSeq, a predicted model, not a curated record
CCCACAUCUGGGAGGGAAUGCACACUGUACAUCUUUUUGUUACGUGUGUGCACAGUCCCUUGCACAACCCUGGCUCUUAGACGCUCCCCUCAGUACCGGUGUCAAGCAUGUGCGGAGCUGUGCACUGAAUCAGGUUGUGUGUGUGAGUGGGAGCCGAUGGGGUGUUGUGUGCGUGGCUACCAAGGGUCUGGGAAUCCUGUUGUGUGCGCGUGUGUGCGCCUCUCACACUUUGGCAUCUCGCCAUGCCCAUAAAGCAUUAGCGGGCUGAGUUAAAUGCACCCGGGGAAAGUAGCUAUUGACAGAUUCUCUCUUAACUUUGCAGAGGUUUGACACUGCUGAGGUAUCACAGCCCAAUUCUCCCCGAGGGAGGAGACAUCCGGGUUGCUAUGGGGAUGCUCUGAGAGGAAGUAAGUCCUAGUAACGUCCUGCCGGGUGUGAGGAGGGAGGACACAGGUGAAACGUACCAAUGGCUACAGAUUCCGGCGAGCCGGCCAGCACGGAGGAUCCGGAAAAACCUGAUGGAGUUUCUCUGGAGGGCAGGAUCCCAACCAUCGAAGCCGCUUUGAUCAUGGAACCCGCCGGCGCCCCGGCCUCCGGGGGCACCACGGAACGGAAGCGGUUCUUCCGCAAGAGCGUGGAGAUCAUGGAGGAGGACAGAACCGCUGAGCCAUCUCCCAGGGAUGAGCGGGAGCAGCUGGCCGCGGGCAGUCGCCGAGUGGACCAGCUCUCUGCCAGCAUGCUGGGGCAGGAGGCCCGGAAUGAGCUGGGUUCCAAGGCGAUUUCGGAGGCCUCCAAGGAGAAGACCAAGAAGGAGAUCGAAGAGGAGGCGGAGAUGAAAGCAGUGGCGACCUCGCCCAGCGGCCGCUUCCUGAAAUUCGAUAUCGAGUUGGGUCGAGGGGCCUUUAAAACCGUCUUCAAAGGGCUCGACACAGAGACGUGGGUCGAGGUAGCCUGGUGUGAACUGCAGGACAGGAAGCUAACCAAAGCUGAGCAGCAGAGGUUUAAGGAAGAAGCAGAGAUGCUAAAAGGCCUACAGCAUCCGAACAUCGUCCGGUUUUACGAUUCCUGGGAGUCCACGGUGAAGGGGAAGAAAUGCAUCGUGUUGGUCACUGAGCUGAUGACGUCUGGCACCUUAAAGACGUACUUAAAGCGAUUCAAAGUCAUGAAGCCGAAGGUCCUGAGGAGCUGGUGCCGACAGAUCUUGAAAGGGUUGCAGUUCCUCCACACCCGGACCCCGCCCAUCAUCCACCGGGACUUGAAAUGCGACAACAUCUUUAUCACGGGACCCACGGGUUCGGUGAAGAUCGGCGACCUGGGCCUGGCCACCUUGAUGCGCACAUCGUUUGCCAAGAGCGUCAUUGGCACCCCCGAGUUCAUGGCCCCGGAGAUGUAUGAAGAGCAUUACGACGAGUCGGUGGACGUGUAUGCUUUCGGGAUGUGCAUGCUGGAAAUGGCCACCUCCGAGUACCCCUACUCCGAGUGCCAGAACGCCGCCCAGAUCUAUCGCAAAGUCACCAGCGGCAUCAAACCCGCCAGCUUCAACAAGGUGACCGACCCGGAGGUGAAAGAGAUCAUCGAGGGCUGCAUCCGGCAGAACAAAUCCGAAAGGUUGUCCAUCAAAGACCUUUUGAACCACGCCUUCUUCGCGGAGGACACGGGGCUGCGGGUGGAGCUGGCGGAGGACGAUGACGGGCUGAGCUCUUCUCUGGCCUUGAGGCUUUGGGUGGAAGACCCCAAGAAGCUGAAGGGGAAGCACAAGGACAACGAAGCCAUUGAGUUCAGUUUCAACCUGGAGUCGGACGUCCCCGAGGAAGUGGCGUGCGAGAUGGUGAAAUCAGGAUUCUUCCACGAAAGCGACUCCAAAGCGGUGGCCAAGUCCAUCCGGGACCGUGUGGCCCUGAUCAAGAAGACCCGAGAGCGGCGGCAAGCCAGCUGCCUGGAGGAACAGCGGGAGGCCCAGUGCAAGGCAGCCGGUGGGGCCCUGCUGCCCCAGGGCGUCUCGCUGACCGGCCUGGCCCAGCCGGCGGGCGCGGAGUGGGAGGAGACGGAGGUGGACCAGCACGUCCGGCAGCAGCUGCUGCAGCAGACUCAGCACCAGUCGUCCGUGGCAGCUGAGAGCCUGUCGGAGAAGAGCGUUGGGUCGGUGAUUCUAUCGGAUGCCCCCAGACAGCACAGCCUGGCCUACUCGGAGCAGGCGAUGGGCGGCCUCCCGCAGGCCUCCAUCCUCCCACCAGUGGAAGCCGGCCUUCAGGGACAUCUCUACCCGUCGCAGCCGCUGAUGGGACACUAUCAGCAGAUUGCCGGGGUGCAGCAGCAGAACCUGGGCCACCCGCGGAUCUUACCCCCAGCUCUGCCCACCCACAGCUUAGCUCCGCCGGCAGCUCCCCAGCCCCAGGUCUCGCCUGUUGCGGUCCCGCAGCUCACGCAGAUGAUGCACCUCGAGUCGCAGCUGCCCUACGGGGCCGAGGGGCAGGCGCUGGAGCCGUCGGUCAUGGCGGUGCCCCAGGCCAUCCUGGCAGGUGCCUCUCCCCAGGCCAUGCCGGGGGCCAGCACCCAGCUGGACUCCACCACCAGGACCGGGAGUCAGACGGCCACCACCGCUGCAGCCGAGGUCGACCCGGCGUCUGGCUUCCUGGCCCUCGCUCACAGCCUGGCACCGCAGAACCAGCCCUCGGCCCAGUUUGUUGGGAAUGUGCAGGGGAUGGCCCAACACCUGCCUGCUUCCUUGGCUGGGCAGCCCCAGCAAAUUCCUCAGCAAACUGUACCCACCCAGCAGAUCCCAGCCAUGCAGCAACGGCAGCAGGUUCCUGGCAUGCAGCAGUCCCAGCGGGUGGUGUCCAUGCAGCAACCGCAGCAAAUUCCUCAACAGACUACACCGAUGCAGCAGGUUCCCGCCAUGCAGCAGGUUGCAUCGAUGCAGCAGGUUCCUGGCAUGCCGCAGCAGGUUGCACCGAUGCAGCAACCCCAGCCAAUUGCGCCCAUGCAGCAGCCCACGCAGGUUCCCGCCAUGCAACAGCCGCAGCAGAUGGUGCCCAUGCAGCAGGUUCCCGCCAUGCAACAGCCGCAGCAGGUGGUGCCCAUGCAGCAGCUGCAGCAAAUUCCUCAACAGACGGUGCCCAUGCAGCAGGUUCCCGCCAUGCAGCCGCCCCAGCAGUAUGCCGUAAUUCAGCCAGACUCCUUACUGCAGCCUUCCCCGGCCCAGCCAGUGCAGCCCAUGCAGCUGCAGCCGCCGCAGUUUGUGCUGCACGGGGGAGCCCUAGAGCAGACGCAGGGGCUACUGGCGCAGGAGCCGGAGCAGCAGGUGGAAAGUGUGUGUCCUGUCCCGGCCCCGGAGCAGCUGGCUUACCCGCUGCAGGCCCCGUACCAGCUGCAGCCGGCAGAGCCAGUGGUGUACGCGUACCCGGGGCAGCCUCCGUUCCGGGCGGAGCCGGUGACGUUUCUGAGCCAGCUGGCAGAUCUGCAGCAGCCAGCCUUCCCGCCGUCUCCCGGGGCGCUGAGCCAGGAGGCCAGCAGCGAGCAGAUGCCCCCGGCGCUCUCCCAGCAGAACGGCAGUGGCUUGGGGCACGCCCUGGCACAAGGGCCAGGUGAUGGGCAACAAGCAGCGCUGCCGCCGGUCCCGUUCCUCCCGCCGCAGCCCUCGGCUUUUGCGCCUCCCCCGAUGCAGCCGGCUCCUCUCCAGCCACAGCCGCUCCUGGCCACGGUCCCUGCCUUGCUCCAGACCCUGUCGGCCAGGCCGGAGCAGCUGCAGCCGCCCUCCUCGGAACAAGCCUAUGGAGCGCAGCAGCCAGCGGUGCAGAUCCCCGAGCAGCCAGCCUACGUCCUGUUAGCGGCAGAGUCGGGGGCGUACCAGAGUCCGGCGGCCAGCCCCCUGCUCACCGCCUCCCCGCAGCCCGCCCUGAGCCCCCAGCCGCACCAACAGCACAGGCCGGGGCUGGAGCAGGUUUCCCAGCCUGCCUUGGGGCCGGAGCCCCAGAUCGCUGCUCCAAAGCCAGACUUCCCGCAAGGGCUAAAUCCGGAGCUGGCCGCUCUGAAGGAAAGCUCCAACGCACACGAGCCCACGAGCGGCAACGGCAAACAAGACAGGAGUAAACAGAGGCGGGCGUCCUGCCCCCGGCCGGACAAAGGGACCAAAUUCCAGCUCACAGUCCUGCAGGUGUCCACGGCUGGGGAUAACAUGGUCGAGUGCCAGCUGGAGACCCACAAUAACAAGAUGGUCACCUUCAAGUUUGAUGCCGAUGGAGACGCGCCUGAGGAUAUUGCUGAUUACAUGGUGGAAGAUAACUUUGUGCUGGAGAGCGAGAAGGAGAAGUUUGUGGAGGAGCUGAGAGCCAUCGUGUGCCAAGCUCAGGAGAUCCUCCGAAGCCUGCCGGUGGAAGAGCGAGCAUCUGGCAACGAUUCCGUUCCCUCCGAGUCCAACAGCAGCCAAACAGGGUCGUCCGAGCAAGUUCAGAUAAACCCUGCCUCUGCUCAGACCGGCAACGAGUGCGCUCCUCAGUCCUCUCCAGUCGGCCGCUGGCGAUUCUGCAUCAAUCAGACAAUAAGGAACAGAGAGGGGCAGACGCCGGCUGUUCCCGUUACAGGUCCGGACAAGGAGAACGCUAAGGAGACGUGUCCCCAGGGUGAGUCACUGGCUGCUGAGAGCCAGGGUCCCAACGCCAGCCCAAAGGACAGCGCGGCACCGGAGUGCCCCGGCUUGAAAUGUGAGGGGCUGGCGGAAGGAGAUGCAGAGAAGCUAGUGCCUCUCACUGCCAAUGACAACUGGGCUGGGCCGGAGACGGGAGAGCCCCCUGCCCCACAGCCUGGCGACUGCCCUCUCGGCUUGGCGGUGGCGCCCGCUGGCGAGCCACCCCUCCUGACCGAGGACCCAGCGUCCGAGCGCCAGUCCCAGCACACUCCACAAGAAGGAGAUGCCUCUCCGAGCUCCAAGGCCGGGCAGGCCCAGACGCCCGGCUCGGAACCGGCCCCGCUGCCUCCCUCGGUGCCAGAAUCUGACGGCGAGGGGCCGCCCAAGAUGGAUUUUGUCGACAACCGAAUCAAAACCCUGGACGAGAAGCUAAGGACGCUGCUCUACCAAGAGCACAGCUACUCCGAGAGCCAGAAGGACACGCAGAGCACGGAGUCCCCACUCUCCUCGGCCGAGGAUACGCUGUCCUGUGCCGGGCUGGAAGUGCCAGCCGUCGGACCCUCCCUAGGAGCGCCAGGGAGCCCGGCGGAGUCCCAGGGGACCGACACCUCCGAGGGGUCUCCACUGCCCCCCCCCGAGCCUGCCAGCCAGCCCGCCGGCUCGCCCGCGCUGAGCCAGGACCCCGACGUCAUCACAGUCGCACCCAGGGAACUCUGUCUGCAUGAGCCGUCCCCGGAGCCUUCCUCCCCGCCGAACCCCGAGGCCUGCCCUGCUGCGGUGGCCAGCGUCGGAGCCGUUCAUCUGCAGACAGGAGCGGAGGCAGAGGAGACGAGGACAGAGGGGCCUGCCGAACAGGCCGGGCAGAACGAAGCCAGUGGGAGAUGGAGAUCGGCUUCGAUGUCCUAUCAGCGAGGCCGCUUCCAGGUCACCGCUGUGCCACAGCAGCCAGCUCCCCGCGCAGCAGACGCCGGGCCUGACGCCGCUGGGGCGGAGGAGCGUCAGACGGACGAUCCAGGCACCCCCCCACCGGGAGAGUCACUCCCAUGGGCCAGCCCGGCCUGUGACACAGACACCUCUUCCCUCACCCCGGAGCGGGAGCCGGAAGAGCUGUCGGCCACGGGAAGCAGCACGGAGCCAUGGGCCGAGGGGCCCGUCCGGAGGCAGGCCAGCUCCGAUAGCGAGCUGGGCCCUGAGGAGUCGGGGGAGACCCUGGGGUCCGGCAGGGAGCGGCGCCCCCCGGCGCCCGAGGACCGCGCCUGCCACGGGGCCAAGCGCCGUAGCUCCCUCUUCCUCUCGGCCUCCUCGCCCAUGAGCAGCGACGACGAGUCCGAGCUCGAGGACGAGGACCUGAAGGUGGAGCUGCAGCGGCUGCGGGAGAAACACGUCCAGGAGGUGGUGACGCUCCAGGCCCAGCAGAGCCGGGAGCUGCAGGAGCUGUACAAACGCCUGCAUGCCCUCAAAGACAGCAAGCCCGAGCUGUCGGAGCUAUCCCUGCAGCCCGCCUCCCCCCGCCGGCCUCGCUCCUUCAAAAGCAAACUGCGCGUCCGGCCCCCGGUCCUGACGCACGCCGAGAACUGUAUCGUCACCACCGAGUGCUGCUGCACGACCACCGCCGCCUCCAUGAUUGACUAUCACCUGAGCAUCCAGGCCCGCCUGCUGCAUCAGAGCUGCGCCCCGGGGGAGCCCAGCCCAGAGCAGCUGUGCGUCGUCAGCGGCGCCACCUCCUGCCAGCAGUCCCCGGUCAGCAAGAAGGGGAUGUUCACCGACGACCUGCACAAGCUGGUGGACGACUGGACUAAGGAGGCCGUCGGGAACGCGCUUCUGAAACCCAGCCUGAACCAGAUCAAACAGAACCAGCACCGGCUGGAUGGGGACAGCUGGAGCAAAGCCUGUGAGAACACAUCGGCAUCGGUGGGCUACAGCUCCACCUGGAUUUCCUCCCUCUCCCAGAUCCGCGGGACUGUGCCGGCCUCCUUGCCCCCCGGCCUGGCCCUCCCGGCUUUCCCCAGUGUCCUGCCGCCCUAUGGAGUGCCCCACGCCUGCCAGUACAAUGCCAUGGCAGGGGCGGCGUACCCAGUGCAGUGGGGGGGCGUUUCGGGGCUGGCUCAGCAGUCGGUGGUCGUCCCCUCCCCGCCCGUCGGACCCUUCCAGCCAGGGGGCAGCAUGCUGGGAUUCCCGGCCUCCCCGGUCCCUAACCCAGCUACCAUCCCACCUGGUCCCAAAUGAAGCCGGAGCAGGGAGCUGGAGGCAAAACUCCCCUGUCGUGGCCUGCAAACCGUGUGGAGAUGCCCAGUCUGCCAGCGGAGGUGAUUUGGCUCGGCUAACAAUGGCUUGUGGCACGGUUCCUAUCCUCCCGGAAUACUUGAUUUGAUUUGCAUUUUGUAACCAGCUUUGGAGAGCUCGGCUCCUGCGUCUCAUGCCCCCGAGACGUGAUGGCUUCGAAAAGAAACCUCCAUUUCACCCCUCUCUGGCGGAGAAGCUGUCCGCCUGCAUCUUCUCAAUGGCAGCCGUGAUGGUGGGGAGGAGUUUCUGAUUUGGUUUUUAAGUUAGUUGAUGGAAAAAGUGCUCCUAGAACUCACGUUGGUUUGAGCCGCGGCCGGGAAGUUUAGAAAGAAAAAAUGUUUUGCUCAGUGCAGCUAGGUUCUGCCGAGUUCUAAAGAGCCUCCUUCCAAGCCUGAGCCAGGGGGAUUGGGGUUUCCUUGAUCUCACCAAUACUGUCGCUGGGUCGGGAACAUCCUUGACCAAUUCAGGGCAGCUCCGUGCAAAGCAUCUAUUUCCUUGUUCCUCGUACGCACACUUCUUUGAUUUGAGCAGCUGAGAGAUGCUUGGGGAGUUGUGUGUUUCCUGUUGAAAUGAGCUCUGGUUUGGUUAUUUUUGCAGAGUGGGGGGAGUUGCUGGGAGGGGGUUAUUUUAAAUCUCUUCCAAUCUCAGUCACCCAAUCUGGGGGACAGAUUUGGAGGUGCAAAAUUAGACACGGACACAGGGCUGUGCGCACCUCGAUGCUGCAGUGAAUUGGGCCCUACCCAAACCCUGUGCUUUUCCAGCCGCCCUCGUUUUGAAAAGCCAGCCUUUCGGAAGCACUGGCUCCCAAUGUUAUUCUGUCUUAGGCACAUUUGAAAAUACUGCCUCAAGGCCCAUUUUCGAAAGGGACUUUUCCGGAUUUUCAAAGGUAGAAGCAGUUUAGCGGCUUAACUCAUUGAUUUCAAUCGAAUUUAGCUGCCUAACCUGCUUUGUGACUGUGCCGGUAGGCGCCUGUUUGCAUCUUUACUCUCCUAAAUACCUUUGAAAAUCAGCUCCUAUGUCUCUUUUGAAAAUGGCCCUUCUGAAAAUUUCAUCCUGUGUCAUCCUGGCUUUGAUCUAAUAGCUCAUAUCUGGCCCCUUUUGGGCUCUGAACUAUUAAGCCCAGCAACCCGAACAACAUCGGGGUCCCGCACACACUCGACUUGGCUCUAUGAUUUGGAGAACAUUCAAAGCCGCUCACUUUCAGUGGGUUUGUUUCUUUUCACUAUUCUUUCCCUUUGCAGCCGGCCUCCGAGGCCGGGGGUUGUAGAUGAGCACGUCCCGAUGGCUGCCCUGCUGUGCUAUGCUAGGAGGGAGCUUUCACAGCAAGAGACUAGUUGAGGCUAAUGGAGAUUUUGGUUUACGUGAAGUGCAGCAAAUCCCGUUUCUCCCUCUCACCUGAUGGGCUCGCUGACUCCGGCGCCCAGCUUGGCUUCAAUUCCUUGUCGUCUUCGCCAGGAUUUUAGCACGUGGGGUUGGGUUAGAUUUGUGGUAGGAACAGGGACUUCAAAUCAUUUGCCAAAAUGCAUCCCGACUCCCCUCGGCGUUGCUGUCUCGUGGCCUUUUCUGCCUCCUGAGUUUCAAACAGACAUUUCUUUGCCAGGUGGCUUUCGAGUCCGUUGGGCCCUUUGUCAGAUAGGAACUUUUCAGGCGUGCCAAAUGCUUCUGCUCCACCCUGAAAACCCCGCUUAGAACAGCAUUAGACAUGGACCCAGGUAGGGGUGCGAACCCGGUCCCAUUAGAUGCCUCCCCCCACCCCGUCUGCCCGCAGCCACUUGCAUUGCCUUAUAUCUGCUGUCUCCUAGGAUUUGGGUCAGAGUUUUACUGGGAGGAGCGCGCACCCGAGGGUGACUUGACACCAGUGGGUUUAACUUUUUUAUAGUGAACACGUGCGGAAAACAAACCCACCCGCAGAUAGCGAGCGGAGUUUGUGAAGACCCGAGAACAGCGUUUCUCAUCUCACUGGGGGUUUUUUAAGACGUUUCAGUUGUUUCUUGGCUGGUUGUGUUCACUCCGUUAAAAACAACACUCAAACGGCGCAGGCACUUGGACUACGAAGUCUGGUUUUGUUUUCCCUUUGGAGGAGAAUGGGAGGUGCUUGGCCUUAGUUUUCUUCCUUUCCCCAAAGCACAGAUCUACGAAACAGCCAUUGGUUUUCCGUCGGGAGGGGAAAUCAAGGGCUUGUCUGCCCUUGCAAGGCUGCAGCAGGAGGGAUUUUCUGUAGACCCAGGCCUAAGACUCUGGGACCUGAUUGUAAUUGACACCAAAACCGGACAGAAAUCCGAGCGCUAUGCAGGCAGAGUGAAAGCACACCGUCGCGUGCGUCUGUUGGUACGCCUGUUCCCUUGUAGGAAGAGGAGACCUGUGUCUACAGGAGGGGUGGGACUGGUAUCGAAUCUGUAACUGACACAGGUAGAGUGAAAGCACACCGUCGCAUGCGUCUGUUGGUACGCCUGUUCCCUUGUAGGAAGAGGAGACCUGUGUCUACAGGAGGGGUGGGACUGGUAUCGUAUCUGUAACUGACACAGGUAGAGUGGUAUAAAAUCAGGUCCGGAGGAUGCUUUGGGCUUUGACCCUGCUAAUUUCUGCGCGCUCUGGCCCUGAUCUAGCAAAGCACAAGUUGAAGUGUGUGAGUAAUCAGGGACAGGAACAGUUAAUUGGGAAGAGCCCAUGCACAGACAAACCCUUAGUGACACGGGGAAUCUAGCUUUGAUUCAGGAAGGGUUUAAACAGCAGCAGGGGAGGGUGUCCUAGAUCAGGGCCCGACAGCAGAAAUGACUGCCGUUAGACUGGGAAAACACCUAUGUCUGUAUGGACCAGUCACUUGUGUCUGUUUCCUAGGGCAAACUACAAGUCCUUGGAAGACUGCAGUCCCUCCAGAUGUAUCCUCCCUAUCCUGACGUGUCUGAGCAGCACGCUAGACAUAGACGCUGUGAAUCUGAUAACAAACCAAACCACGCCCCCACCCCCCAAAAGAGUCGGUAGCAGCGUUCGGUCUGUAUUUAACGGUUCAGAUUUUCGUUUGCUGUAAUGUAACAAGGAGCUCUCCGGGCCCCACGUGGCAUUUUUAGUUUCUAUCCAGCAUGAAGGAUUUGAAGGUGAUAAAUGUGAAUUUUUUUUUUUAGAAACUUUUUAUUUUCCUGCUGUGACUCUUUCAGGUGGAAGUGUACUGGGGUCGUCAUCCACUGUAACGAAUGUAUCAUUUUAAUAGGCUGGUUUGGGAGACAGUCUGCUGAACCUGGCGCUUUUUACGUUUGCUCUUGGUUUUAUCUACCUCAUUUAUUUUUUUUUAGUGCUGUUUGAAUCCAGCCUCCGAUUUCCCGAUGUUGCUUUAUUUCCACCCCUUGUCUUAUGGAUUCAAAGUGACAUUUGAUCUUCCGUUUUCUAAGUUAAUUAUUUGUGUAGCGAUCGCAUUUGCUCUCUUGAGUGGCAGAUCCCCCCCCUGAAUUCAGCUGGAUGAAUGAAAAUACGAUUUAGUGCACAGUUGACCUGGGAUCUUUGGUGAAGCAUGUGAAAGCUGGAGCGCCGAUCCGCCUUUCAGUAGCAACGAUUUGAAAUGCUUGUUUUGGCAACAGAAACAACCCUCAUGAAUUAUUUGUGUCCCCAAUUAAGCCAUCAAAAUAAGCCAAGCCACUGGCAUUGUUCCGCGGGGCGUGAUUUUUAACGUCCCUUUAAGGUGUUUUAUUUAAAAGUCGUUAAAAUGAUGCAUUCUGGGCUGUUUCGUUUCUGAAACCCAGCAGUCUGUCUGUCCUUCAUUUUACACGUUCUUACUCUGUAAAGGUGAAAUGUUUGGUGAAAACUAUGUUAACCUGAAAUACAUUUGGAUUUUCGUUUUUUAA